Messenger RNA from Humulus lupulus (European hop), 2083 nucleotides. RefSeq names its product lysine--tRNA ligase-like. The transcript is spliced from 16 exons. Gene Ontology annotation, biological process: lysyl-tRNA aminoacylation. NCBI's taxonomy places the organism in Eukaryota, Viridiplantae, Streptophyta, Magnoliopsida, Rosales, Cannabaceae. The record is from RefSeq and is a predicted model, not a curated record. Gene Ontology annotation, cellular component: cytoplasm; cytosol. Bases 144 to 1853 code for a protein of 569 amino acids. Gene Ontology annotation, molecular function: ATP binding; tRNA binding; lysine-tRNA ligase activity.
AUAAAAGCCUCAAUACAAAAAUGUAAUGUUUCAUUAGUUCAAGAAAGGCAUCUUUGAGCAAAAAUCACAGCUUUCUUUCCUUGAAAGAACUGGUUUGUUUUCGCAUCAGACUCAAGAGAAGCUUCAACAAAAAUCUAAUUUCUAUGGCAGGAAAGUCACAGCAUCAGAAGAAACAUGUUGGAGAGGAUGAUAAUAUGGAUCCUAUUCAAUACUUGCAGAACAGGCUAGCAAGCCUGGCAUCAGACAAGGCAGCUGGGAUCAAUCCUUACCCUCACAAGUUCACGGUGUCAAUAUCGGUUCCCGAAUUCACUGCAGCGUAUGGGAGCUUGGACUCUGGAGAACAUGCUGAAACAAUUGAAGUCUCUUUAGCUGGGAGAAUCAUGAGCAAAAGAGCAUCAUCUUCGAAACUUUUCUUCUAUGAUCUUUAUGAUGACAGUGCUAAAGUUCAAGUAAUAAGUGAUGCAAGGCAUUCCAAUAUGGAUGAAGAUGAAUUCUCUAGGUUCCACUCCCAAAUUAAGCGAGGCGACAUUGUUGGUAUCUGUGGUUUUCCUGGAAAGAGCAAAAGAGGAGAGCUAAGUGUUUUUGGGAAGUCUCUCAUGGUUCUGGCUCCAUGCCUUCACAUGCUACCAAGGCAUGCUUCAGCUUAUAGCAGUAAUGAAGCAGAAUCCAAGAAGAAUGAAAGACAAACAACUCAGGCAUGGCAACCUGGAUUGGCCCGAAAUCCAGAUACUUAUGCCUUGAAAGACCAGGAAACUCGAUAUCGGCAGCGUUACUUAGACCUCAUGUUGAAUCCAGAGAUCCAACAAGUAUUCAGAACCCGGGCCAGAAUUUUAUCUUACUACAGGAGCUUUCUUGACAGCCGUGGAUUUGUAGAGGUAGAAACUCCUGUCUUGAGCAUGGUACCUGGGGGAGCUUCAGCCAAGCCAUUUAUUACAUACCACAAUGAACUGGAGACAGAGCUCUACAUGCGCGUUUCGCCAGAGCUUAAUCUAAAAAAGCUGGUUGUUGGUGGAUUAAACCGUGUUUACGAGAUUGGUAAACAGUUUAGGAAUGAAGGAGUGGAUCUAACUCACCUUCCUGAAUUCACCAUGUGUGAAUUUUACAUGGCCUAUAGUGACUACAAUGACUUGAUGAACAUCACUGAGGAAUUACUAUCAGGAAUGGUGAAAGAGCUUACUGGAAGCUAUAAAAUGAAGUACCAUGGUGAUGGUUUGAGCAAUGAGCCUAUAGAGAUCGACUUUACUCCUCCCUUUAGAAGGAUUGAGUUGAUAGAAGAACUAGAGAGAAGGUCAAACCUCAAGAUACCCGAAGAUCUUUAUAGUGAAGAAGCCAACAACUACUUAGUGGAAGCAUGUCAAAGGUUCAAUGUCAACUGCUCUCUUCCUCGUACCACAGCUCGCUUGCUAGACAAGCUAGUGGGGCACUUUCUUGAAGAAAGUUGUGUAAAUCCAACAUUCAUAAUAAACCACCCUGAAGUAAUGAGUCCAUUGGCCAAAGGGCACAGAUCAAGACCAGGCUGCACUGAGCGUUUUGAGUUAUUUGUCAACAAGAGAGAGCUAUGUAAUGCUUAUACAGAAUUGAAUGACCCUGAAGUGCAGCGCAUGCGAUUUGCUAAGCAGCUGAAGGAGAGGGAAUCAGGAGAUGAGGAAGCAAUGGUAUUGGAUGAAACAUUUUGUAGUGCUUUGGAGUAUGGGUUGCCACCCACUGGAGGAAUGGGAAUGGGGAUUGACCGUCUUACCAUGCUUCUUACUGAUUCCAUAAAUGUCAAGGAAGUUAUCUUGUACCCGCCAAUGAGAUCUCAGGAAGAUAACUCCACUAAAGGUAAAGGAAAAGAAAAGCUCACCCAGCCUUGAGUGGAGAGCUUAGGUGGUGAUGUGUACAUAUGUGGCCGCUUGACCACCACGGCCAAGGAGUUCUCAGAGGAACUAAGGGGUUUACCCUAUUUUGCCGCUUAGGUCGGCGGGUUUGUAAUUUUGAAACAGUAAUGAUCAUUUUGAGUUGUAAAUAACUUGUAAAUGUUCUUGUGGGCCCAUGAACAAUUUUAUGUAUUUAAUAAAAUAUAUCAUUUCCUUUUUAUUGAUUU